AUGCGUUCUUCUCGUGGGAGCCGAAUGGCUAUCGACUCUCUGUUGAACCCUUCAGAUGGCAAUGAGUCGCCCAAACCCCGGAUGCAAGAUGUCCGGCACCCACCGCAAUACUCGCCUCACUAUCCCCCCAGUCCUAGCCACUACUACUAUUACACCACCACUGCUACCACCCACUACCCAGAUAACCGCCACUCUUAUGCAGAGGGUACUGCGGCAUCACCUCAAGACCACAUGUAUCUCUCCUAUCGACCACGAUCAACCGACUCCUCACCGGACCCGUACUCGCGGGACCGCUACGACUCGGUGUCCAGCAGCUCCAGCAAUGCCGCUGAGCGCCGUCGACCCCCGCGUCCCAAGUACGAAGAGGAAGAGAUGUACUUCAUCUGGUACCACCGGGUCGACCUCGGCCAGGAGUGGAAGGAAGUCCGCGAGUGCUUCAACCACCAGUUUCCCAGUCGCCAACGUCGUGGCUUCCAGGGAAUCCAGUGCAAAUUCUACCGCUUCAUCAAGGAGAAGAAGUGUCCCACGCUUCGUGAACAACGGCGCAUGCGUGACGGCGAAUUCCUCCGCGAGCCCUCGACAAAUCUGGUCGAGAGUAACGCGCCUAAAUUCGGCGUGGUUGAAUGGGCUGGUGUGUGGUUUCCAUGGAUGCGAGAGAGCAAAGAACAAGUUCUCAGACAUGCUCCGCGGAUGACAAUGUGA
Messenger RNA from Aspergillus wentii DTO 134E9, 702 nucleotides. RefSeq lists its product as uncharacterized. The transcript has a single exon. Bases 1 to 702 code for a protein of 233 amino acids. The record is from RefSeq and is a predicted model, not a curated record. NCBI's taxonomy places the organism in Eukaryota, Fungi, Ascomycota, Eurotiomycetes, Eurotiales, Aspergillaceae.